Molecule: messenger RNA, 513 nt
Organism: Cyclospora cayetanensis
Lineage: Eukaryota; Apicomplexa; Conoidasida; Eucoccidiorida; Eimeriidae
Exons: 1
Coding region: 1-513 (170 amino acids)
Source: RefSeq, a predicted model, not a curated record
AUGCAUCCCACUAGCCGUGACUCACUCCAAUCGUCUGCCUGCGAUGGCGAAGCAAGCAGUGUUGCUGCCGUAGCUGCCAGCGGGGUCUACCCCUCAGAGUAUACACCACAAGAUCUUAAUGGCAAUAAAAGGGCUACACGCGUCUCUGUGAGCCUAGAGGAUGGGGUGGAGAGCACCACCUCCGACGAGGAGGACUGUUUGGUGGACGAGGCUACGGUCCGAGCUGGUAUUCGGUCACUUCGCGCCUAUAGAGAUGCGUAUGCAGCCAGGGGCCAAUACGGGGACGCACAAAUUGCACAAAGUCACAUUGAGGAGUUAGAAGCUUACCUCUUCGCUGUAGUGCAAGAAAGGAUUAGAGGCAAGCACUUGCUGCAGCAGGCAGCAGUAGAGCAUGCCCACUAUGAGGAGAUCGAGAGGCUUACAACAGCAUGGGUGCGAGUGCACAUUCAUGAACACCGAAGGAACACGAGAUCUAAACGAAUUUAUGAGCCUAGAGAAUCCGUUAGGCCUUGA